Molecule: messenger RNA, 3475 nt
Organism: Dreissena polymorpha
Lineage: Eukaryota; Metazoa; Mollusca; Bivalvia; Myida; Dreissenidae
Product: nephrin-like
Exons: 13
Coding region: 67-2955 (962 amino acids)
Biological process (GO): cell-cell adhesion
Cellular component (GO): cell-cell junction
Molecular function (GO): cell adhesion molecule binding
Source: RefSeq, a predicted model, not a curated record
GACAAGUGUACUCGAAUCUUUAUACACAUUAUUCACUUUAAAAACGCUGUUGAAAGUGGCUCAAACAUGCGACUGUGGUUCCUAACAAUGGCGAUGUGGGCGACAAAUUGCAGAUAUAUAAAAGAAAUCUGUUCCUGUAAUGUAACCCUGUCAGCAAAAACGAAUCUGAUUGAUCUGGGAUCUCGUAUUUCUCUGACAUGUCAAGUGUGUCCUUCAACAGUUGCAAUAGAUUUUAGACACAAUGGUUCACAUGUAGCGUACUAUGUAUUUGGAGAAUUAAGUGUAGUAAACAAUAGUUUGUACAGCGUAACAUACGAUACUGAGACUGGAAUGUUCAAUUUGACAAUUAUAAAUUUUACACAUUCAUCUGUUGGCAAUUAUUCGUGUUCGAUCUCUUACACAACGAACAUGUCAUCGCUGACUUUGGUACUCUCAGUUCCAGUGACAUUUGUAACAUUGAUUCCUGCCAUACCGACGAUUUCCGUGUUACAAAAAGUCCCCAUCAGCGUCAUUAAAUGCAUAUCCUCAGCUGGCCGCCCAACACCAGCCAUUACUUGGUAUUUAGAUAAAAACACUCCGUCGGAUAACACCAAUGAUGUAAAUAUUACAGCAACUAGUAGUAGUCAAACAACAGGAGACGUAACGACGAGUACUCUUACAAUUACAGCUACAGUGGAAGAUCAUGGUUCAAGUAUUUAUUGCAGAGUCUCAAACGGAUACGGACACAUCAUAUCAAACGCGAGGCUCAAUAUCAAUGUGUUGGUUGUUCCAUCAAGGCCGACCAUUCUACACAAAUCAGUUAUUAUCGGCGACAACAUUUCCGUAACACUCAACAGUACUGCGUCGCUGGAAUGCAACUCCUCUGGAAAUCCAACGCCAAACAUAUCAUGGCUCUUAUCGAAUGGUUCCGUAAUUAACAACACAUUAAUUGAACUUAAAUGGGAUAAUAGAGUAAACACAGACAUGAUCACAUGCAGGGCCUCAAAUGUUAUGAAGCCAACCUAUGGAACUACACAAACACGCUCUAAUACCACUGCUUUAUGGAUUAACAUUUUAUAUUCACCGUUACCCCCAACCUGUUCAAUCGGAGAUAAGAUAAUAACAGUAAAUACUAUUCGGGCAAUUACAAAUGAACCAAUGAAUAUGUAUUGUACAAGUAAGAGUAGCCCCCCUCCCACGAGCUAUUCAUGGACACUGCCAGGCGGAAUAAAACAAGAUGGACAACAACUUACAAUACCAAUCGUAUUGUCAAACGGUCAUUUCACACUUGAUGUUAAUAAUAUUAUGAACUCAACAUUGCUACCACAAGUUAUUACUGGGCAUGUCAAUGUCAUAUUUACACUUGACAUAUUAUUUCCGGUGACCGUACAUAAUAUAGAGAAUAAAACCGUUUUGAGAAACCAGGCUUUAUCUGCCACGUGCCCUUACACACUUGGAAAUCCCCCUGAGACGAAUUUUACAUGGACACACGUCAAUACAUAUCGUGUUGUUGGACGACAACAAAGCCUUUCGUUGACAAACAUUCAGACCACUGACGAGGGCUUUUAUAAAUGCAGAGUAAACAACACAAUGACACCCACAGGAUGUUGUGCACUACCGGCAUACGAUGAAACGAUAUUUUAUGUUGAUGUACAAUACGCCGCCGAGAUAACGAGGUUUUAUGCUAGCGGAUUUGAGAAUUCGCAAAUUAUUACUGUAAACGAAAAUGAAACGGUACUAUUAUACUGUGAUUCUGAAGGCGACCCUCUGCCUUCUAUGCUACUAAUAAAUAAUACUCGCGGUGAAAAUGAUUUACUGAGUGGAAAGUAUUACAACACAAUAUCCGCAUAUAUUCCUCAUGCACGAUGUGAAUAUGACAUGGGUAUCUACCAAUGCAGGGCGAACAACACGCACAAUAAAAUUCAGCAGGUUCGAGCGAUUGAGGUCAAGAUCAAAUGUGCACCGAGAUCUUCUCCGUUCAUGCCCCCGGCACCUAAAGUUAUGACGAAAAUUAACAGCAGUUUAAUUCUGACUUACACUAUCGUGGCGUAUCCUCCGCCAAGCACUUCAUCGGCAUUUGUUUGGCGGAAGAAAGUAAAUGAAGACUGGUUUGUUGUCAAUGAUUCGAGAAGACUUCAUAUACAAAUUUCUCAAAACAGACUUCAAACAAACCUUUCAAUAUUCCAAGUGCAGGCAGACGAUUUUACAAACUAUACGGUAAAAGUGAACAAUGAUAUUGGAACCACAGAACAGACAUUUGUUAUUCUAGUGAAUGAAGAGCCAGCUACACCAGAGCAAUUCCGUGUAUCUGAAGAUCCGGUCAAAGACAGUUCUGUUAUCGUUGAAUGGAAACCGGGAUUUAAUGGCGGGGAAAUUCAAUGGUUCGUUAUUGGAUAUAAACAAGAAACAGGAAAAAAAUGGACUUACAAAACUAUACUUGAUCAUAUCAUUCGAAUAGCGAUUGAAGGACUGGUUGCCGGAACCGCGUAUCAAUUCAAAAUGUAUGCAGAAAAUUCAGUUGGAAGAUCAGAUGAAACAAUUGUUUUAACAUUGGUUACGCGAGCCAAAGCUGAUAAUGGAUCAUCUUCACCUGUCGGAGCUGCAGUGGGAGGGGCUGUCGGUGGAACUCUUGUGAUAGUCAUCUGCAUUGUUCUUUGGAAAUGUAGGAACUCGAUUACGUUGAAAAGAAAUCCUGAUGCUGGUGCUCCUUACGAUGACUUAUUCAAAGGACAUACAAACGUGUCAGCUGUCAAUACCAGCUCCAAAUAUGAAGAGUACAGAAUCGAAUCCCAUCACAUAAACCAGUACGAAACAUUGGCUGAAACUUCGUUUCAUCAGUAUUCGGUCAUAUCAAGUGGCGACACAGAGGGGAUUAGUGUUCUUAACCGUGAAUCUGAAGCUUCAGAUAAUGAUUGUGCAGUGCGGAGAGAAGACAAAGUCUACGUUAAUUUAGUAUUAUCGAAGACUGAAAAUUAAACAAAGUAACGUAUGUUUCUUGCAUUUGUAAAAUUACUAAAUUGAACACGUGCAUAUAUAAUAUGAGAUGCUAGUUACAUACGUGUAUAUGUGAAAAGCGCAUUGGCAUGGGGGAUUAUGAUUGAUAUUUGAAUUGAUAGUGUUGAACACACGCACUAUUCAUAAUGAAACAUAUAAGCAGUUUUUAUAUGACGAUUGUCAUAUUGUAUGUGUAAUAUUAGAAUUCAGUCUUUUCUUACCAAUACACUUCAUUUGCCAUUAUUACGAAAAAAUAUAUGUGCACUUGCUAGCAUAUAUUGUGUGUCUUAUUUAUAUAAUAAAAUGUAGAAUACCACUUCGAUUCGAAAUUAAUACUAAAAAUUAUAUUCUGUGUUUAUUUGUAUAAUCUGUUUAUUACGUUUUUACUAAUUUAAGGCAAUUAUAUCAUUUCACCGAAAUUGACCUUCAUUUGCAUAAAGUGUCUAUUUCACGCGCAGGUUGAGCUUUUUUACGUUUAUUUUUAAAUUCAUCUACACAUUCU